AUGGAAUUACCAUUUUCAGCAGUUCUCGCCGCCGCCCUGGCCGUAUGGCAAUGCAAUGCGGCACUUCCGGACAUCGGAGCGCCUGGCUACACUUGCGAUGCCUACUUGAUGAGACCAAGCAAGACGAUACCAACUAACGUGAACUCCGUCCGACCUGCAGACAUCAAGCUGGUGAUGGCCCUAGGAGAUUCACUUACUGCAGCAAAUGGAGCUGGUGCCGAAGAUGCGCUGGCGGUGGUACUUCAGUACAGAGGUCUUGCGUUUCAAGCCGGUGGAGAUGGAUCAGUGGACACCCACAUUACUAUCCCUAAUAUCCUUAAGAAGUACAACCCCAACCUUUUUGGUUACUCAGUCGGCAUUGGAUCUCCGAAUGUAUGGGAAGUAUCGUACCUCAACGCUGCGGUACCUGGAGCAAUUGCCGCCGACCUUCCUGGACAAGCUCGAACACUCGUCUCGCUUCUGCAUAGCCAUCCAGAAGCGCUGAACUACAACGAGGAUUGGAAGUUGCUGAACAUUUUCAUUGGUGGCAAUGAUAUGUGCUCAUUCUGCAAAGACAGAAGUCUUCAACCUGCUGAGUGCGUCCAACACAUCGAAGAAGCAAUACAGAUUAUCUACGACAAUGUGCCUAGAGUUAUCGUCUCCGUUACCGCAAUGCUACAGUUGGAGAUCAUCAGACAAUCCGACAAAGGGAGGUUGUUCUGCCAAGGACUCCACAAGGAGGAGUGUCCGUGCGAAAGCGACGCCAAGGACUUCAACAAUACCUAUCUAGCCAAUGCAUGCAUCGACUACGCAAAUCGUGAGAUGGACUUGGCAGCAUCUGGCAAAUACGAUAAGAAUGAUUUUACUGUGGUCACACAGCCGUUCUUCCGCGAUAUUAGCACGCCUCCGAUGAAGGAUGGAGAAGUCAAUAAGGGAUUCUUUGCACCGGACUGCUUCCACUUCUCUCAAUGGGGUCAUGCUUUGGUGUCUUCGUGGUUGUGGAAGAAUAUUCUAGAGCCUGUUGGAGAGAAAACCACUCUAGGAUCAGCCGACGUCCCGUCUCUACCUCUUGCUUGCCCUGAUUCGGCUUGCCCAUUCAUUCGUACGAAUGCGAACAGCAAGGACUGCAGCGAAUACCUUACACCUACAGCAGGAAACUAG
This is a messenger RNA of Necator americanus (New World hookworm), 1140 nucleotides long. RefSeq lists its product as uncharacterized. The transcript is spliced from 10 exons. NCBI's taxonomy places the organism in Eukaryota, Metazoa, Nematoda, Chromadorea, Rhabditida, Ancylostomatidae. Gene Ontology annotation, biological process: phospholipid metabolic process. Bases 1 to 1140 code for a protein of 379 amino acids. Gene Ontology annotation, molecular function: glycerophospholipase activity. The record is from RefSeq and is a predicted model, not a curated record.